Molecule: messenger RNA, 5505 nt
Organism: Caenorhabditis sp. 36 PRJEB53466
Lineage: Eukaryota; Metazoa; Nematoda; Chromadorea; Rhabditida; Rhabditidae
Source: the annotation of a GenBank genome assembly
AUGAGUCUCAUAUAUUCUCUAUUUGCACCCAUCAUUUUUCUUGUCACAUUCAUCUAUAACCAUGUGAGUUUUGCUUUUUUUUUCUGAAAUAUUCGACUUCUUCAACAGGUUCUCAUUAUUCUAUUCACUCUGUGCAUAAUCGGAGCCGUCGCCUUCUUCGUCUCCUACUAUCUCUUCGCCUACAACAACUCCUCAUCGGCCAAUUCGAGCGCCGCUCCAUCGGCCAGAAACUCUCCGAACAGUAAGUUAAUGUUGGCGGAAUGUGACUUUGCACCGCCCGUGUUUUGAUCUUCCAGAAGAGCGUAACAAAAAAGUUCCGACGAUUCUGGAGACAGACAACGAAGAUGAUGAGACGCGGCCAGACGGAUCUCCUCAAACGGAAACUCCAACUCCAGUACAGAUGGAGCCUCUCACGUCCCUUCCCCUGGUGAACUCCAACAGCUCUACUGGCCUUUCGAAUACACGACGCAUGCGGAAACGAGAUUGGGCCAAAAAAAUCUACAAGAGUAUUGUGGUACACAAAUAUCAAAAAUAUUCCAUAAAGCUUUAAUUGUUUCAGCAAGAUUCUCCCGGCCGCACUCCCAGUGACGACUCGACGGACGAGGAAAAUGCGAACGUGGUCAUGGGCAGCAAUUCUCUUCAGCGCCGUCGUAAGCAGUCGAACGCGAGCCGUCGACGUCAUUCGACUGCCUUUCAGAUGGCCAAAGAGUGAGACGCACUAUAAAAGCUAAUCGCACAUUUAUUCUUUCAGUCUUAUUCGUCGCGGAAGCCGUGUCUAUUUCCGGCAGAACCAGGAGAACAACAGGGACACACGUGUCCGCCCUCCCCAGGAAUUCUUUGAACCGACUGAUUUGCCCGAAAUCCCUCAAAAUCUGCAACCCGAGAUUUUCUACAUCCUGCAUAACCUCAAGUAAUGCUUCCUGUUUCGCACUCAUUCUCAUUCUUGCAUAUUCAGAAUGCUAGAACUCCCAUCCGAAUGGAAACUAGAUCCUCGAGAAAUCGAAGUGAGAUCUUUCCAAACCGGUGAUUAUAUUGUGAAACCGGGAGAGUCGGACGACGCCAUCUACGUGGCGAUUGACGGCGAAUUGACUGUCCACAUCAGAGUGAGUCAGUUCUGAUCGAACUUCAGGGCUGGCCCGCGAUUCUUGGGGGCCUGCCUGCGCUUGGGCCUUUGGGCCACUCGCAAUAUUGUGAUAGGGGGCCCUCGAAAAGCCUGGGUUGGCCAAAUGCCCAGCCCUGGCGAAUUUACAACUUCGCAAAUUUUAGCACAUGGAAGGAAAAGAGUAUUUGGUGAAGAGAAUUCCGGCAGGAGGCAGUUUCUUCUCGUUGCUCUCCAUGCUCGACAUCCUCAUGGAUUUCCCGUCUAUCUUCAGAACUGUCGCGUUGAAAGCGGCCGAGCCAUGCAGAGUUGCCAAGUGAGUUGACCUCGUCCUUCUGGUACUAAUCGAGGCUUCAGAUUUCCGAUAACUUCGUUCCGCCAGUCGUACAACAGUAAUCCGGAGGCGUGGAUCCGUCCUAUUCAAAUUGUGAUCACUCGACUGCUGCACGUCACUUUGACGACAUUGCAUCAGUACAUGGGCCUGAGCAGUGAGCUGAUGAGAAGAGUGAGUGGACGAGGAAGGACUCUGAAUAGAAAAAAAGAACAGCUUAUUAUUUGUUUAUUUGUUAAAAAAUAAGAACACUUAAACAUGAAUAGAUAAAUUAAUCAUUUUAGAGGCGAGACGACGAUAGACUUCGAAAUGGAAGCAGCGCGUCCAAAUUGCAAUUGUCACUUUCGAUAAAGAAGAAGGAAAAACCGUUCAAUGUGAACGACAGUGAGUCUUGAUAGUCAUGGCUGCCGGCAUUUCAGUACCUUUUGUCAUCAAAGUAUACGCCAUGUUUGCGUGACAGUCAUAGUAGGGUCAAUACGAUACAGAAAGUUACAAGUUUGCCAGGUCGAAUAGACACAUCAGAAUGGGAAAGUGGAUGGUCCAGUCUGUACUCGCAGGGAUAUUAAAAUGCGAUUUUCAAGCCCGUUUAGUUGAAAUAAAAUACACGUCAUGAGAAUAAAACUGAGUGAAUGGAAUUGCAGCCGAGGAGGAACAGUUGAUAGUGGCCAGAAAAUGGAUGGCCGAGGCUUUCGGGCUGGUCGCCGACGAGACUAUUAUAAGUCAAAUCGGAAACAAAGUUAGUAGUUUAUCACGAAUUAUCAGUUAACUCGGGCAUCUUUUCUCAGAUUCAAAUCGAAAACUACGAUGCGGGGCACGUCAUCAUCGAACAAGGCGCCGAGGAGGAAGUUCUUAUGAUGGUUCUUCAUGGAAACCUGAUCCUUGCGCAGGUGAGUACCGUAUACAACCGGUUUUUUGUUAUUGAGAAAAACUGAAGUUAUUCAGCACGGAUCAGAAUAUUUAGCUCAGUUCGAUAGGGUAAGUAAGUUGAUUGGAAUGAGUGAGCAAGAUAAAAUUCUCGUGACAUUGAAAUAACAACUGUUGAGAUUGAGAUUAAUAACUUUUCUGUUUAUCUUCUGAAUAUCGUUAAGCGUCGUAUUUCAGGAGUCGUUGUUCGACGAGGAGAGCAAUGAAGAAGACGAAAGUGCAGUGAUCAGAGUGACCGCUCGAGAACUAGUCGGGGGUCUCCAGAUUCUCACAAACGAGCCGUCGUUUUACACUAUUCGCGCGGCUGUCCCAACGAAGGUGGCUAUCAUGAAAAAGAAAGACUUCUCCACGUAAUCGAUGCCACCCCAUUUCACUAUCAAUUUAUCACAUUCAGAUUCCUCGAAGCUCAUCCUGAAAUCUACCUGCCCGUUGCCCAUUCCGUUCUUCGCCGUCUGUCUCCGUUCCUUCGUGGAGUCGACUUUGCUCUCGACUGGGUUCUCGUGGAUUCCGGACACGCCGUCUAUCGUGCCGGCGACGUGGCCGAUUCCCUUUUCGUCGUUCUCAGUGGUCGUCUCCGUUCGGUAGAAAAGAAAACGGUCGUUGAGGAGUUUGGACGAGGAGAUGUGCUAGGAAUGAUGGAAGUUCUCACGAAAAAGCCACGUUCGACGACAGUUCUUGCCGUCCGUUUCUCUCAGUUGGCCCGUGUUCCCGAAGGGCUGCUCAAUUUUAUCAAAAUGCAGUAUCCACAGGUACCAGCAAUGAAAUAGCCAUGGCUUCCAAUCAUGUUCCUCCUCAGGUCGGGUUCCGUCUGGUUCAACUUCUCGGGCAGUACUACAGCCAAAUCAACAGACGUGCCCCCUUCGCCGCCCCCACAGUCAUCAGAACGAACGAAAUGGGCGCUACUGAUCCGAUGAGCCACAUCAAGAAUCUCCACACGAUCGCAGUUGUCCCGGCGUCUCCAGAUGUGCCCCUCGUUCCAUUCACAUGCGAACUCUAUCACGCGCUUUCCUCGAACCUACGAGUUCUCCGUCUUAGCAGUCAGAAAGUGGCCGCCUGUCUGGAUCCGAGUGUUCUUGAAAAGUUGGAAAACUUCCCCCCUUACCAAUAUCAGUGAUUUAUGUUUUCAGACAAGCAGACUUCCGUUUGAUGCACUGGCUGAAUGUGCAGGAGGAUACGUACCCGCUGGUCAUUUACGAAUGCGAUUUCACACCGACAAACUGGACGAGACGGUGUCUCCGACAGGCUGAUGCCAUUCUUGUUGUGGCCAUCGGCGGGAAGAAACCGGAAAAGCAAACGUUGAUGCGAGAGUUGAUGAGCAUGAAUCAGGAUGGAGUGCGAACAAAUAAGGAGCUCAUUCUUCUGUGGCCAGAGAGCACAAAGACGCCGUCAGGCACCAUCGAUUGGCUGAAGAACAGCUAUUUCUCAGGACACCAUCACAUAAGAGCUCCUAAGAGAAUGCUGCAAUGGAAUAGGAAGAGCCGAAAGUCAAGUCGACUGGACCUGUUGACGCCAUUGAAUGUGGAGAGAGAAGUGAUAGAAUACUACGAAAAGAAUGUUUUCUGGACAACCGACCGAAGAUCGGAUUUUUCGCGACUUGCCCGUAUUCUGACUGGAAACGCCAUCGGAUUGGUUCUCGGAGGAGGUGGUGCAAGAGGAGCAGCUCAUGUUGGGGUACUGAGAGCACUUCGCGAGGAGGGAAUACCUGUCGAUAUUGUCGGUGGAACGUCGAUCGGAUCACUGAUCGGAGGACUCUACGCUGAGACACCAGAUGAUACAAUUGUCGAAACUAGAGCCGCCUCGUGGUUCAGUGUGAUGGGCUCUCUCUGGCGGAAGCUUCUCGAUUUGACGUACGCGCAUAGUGCCAUGUUCACUGGUGCACAGUUCAAUUACUCGAUAAAGGAUCUGUUCGAGGAGAGGCUAAUCGAAGACCUAUGGAUCUCCUACUUCUGCAUCUCAACCGACAUCAGUACUUCCGAGAUGCGUGUCCAUCGUUCCGGCCCUCUCUGGGCGUACUGCCGUGCGUCGAUGUCUCUUGCCGGCUACCUUCCACCCCUCUGUGAUCCUCAGGACGGUCAUCUCCUUCUCGAUGGUGGCUACGUGAACAAUGUGCCGGCAGACGUGAUGAGGAAUCUCGGUGCUCGUUGCGUUAUUGCUUGUGAUGUUGGAUCCAUCGAAGAGACUAACUUGUACGAUUACGGAGAUUCGCUCAGUGGCAUCUGGGUUCUCCUCAAAAAGUUGAAUCCAUUCGGAGAGCCUGUGCGGAUUUUGAACAUGGAAGAGAUUCAGAGCCGACUCGCGUAUGUCUCCUGUGUCCGCCAACUGGAAGUUGUCAAGAAGGCAUCGUACUGUCGCUAUCUGAGACCACCAAUUGAACCAUUCAAGACUCUUGAUUUCCCCAAGUUCCAGGAGAUUAUGGUCAGUCUCCAUUUUCCCAUGUCUCAUUCCACAUUUAUAAUGAUUUCAGGCACUUGGCUUAAAGUAUGGUCGGGAAGCCGUUCACGAACUGAUCACCAACGACCGUGCUGGAAUUCUGGGCGACGAAAAGGAAGCAAAGAAGUUCAAGAGACAGCAGAGUCGACGUGAGAAGACAGACGUUUCCCGUGCCGUUUCGUUCACUGAUCUGGCUGCUGCCAUGUCGAAAAUCCCAGUCGUUCGGCCCACUUUGCGUCACUCAAUGAGUCUGAAUCCAGCUGCGAACAUUGCUACCGGACGGGCUGGAGACCACUUUCUCCUCGACGACGACUUGUUCAAUGGUAAGCAUUCAGACUCGAUUUCCUUUUCCAGAGGGGGGUCUUAUGGUUGCCGCUGGUUCCAAAAUUUCACUUCUCAAACAUCCCGCACCUAUGCGUUCGGAAGUUCACGUGUUCAUUUCUCCAUUUAUCCGUCACAACUAUUUUCCUUUUACAAAUAAACGUGGGGACGGACAAACAGAGAAAUAAACAAACAAACAAACAGAGGGACAAACCUGUGAAGAGUUAUAUUAAUAAGAAUGAUAAUUCCAGACACUGAUUAUUACGAAGAAGAAUCGUCGCAAUCGGAGCACGACAACGAAUCGUUCACUGAAGAUGAAGACGUCGUUAUCGGACCGAGCAGUGCUCCUGGAGUCAGCGAUUUUCUCCGUGGAUCCACGCCGCGUCCGUCGCCGUCUUGA